CGAAUUAUUUUAUGUACUAGUUACUUAAAUCUUCCACACCGGAAAUACAAAAUGUCAACAGAAAGCGGUCUCAAACGUGAAAUCGACGAAGUAGAGGAGGACGAUUGCAUCGGACCAUUACCCCAGGAAGCAGUGAAAACUAAGAAGAGGAAAGUGUUAGAAUAUGAACAAGUUUACCUGGAUAAUCUUCCCAAUGCAGAAGGCUAUGAGAAAAGUUACAUGCAUAGGGAUAUUGUAACACAUGUUGCUGUCUCAAAAUUUGACUUCAUUGUGACUGCAAGCUGUGAUGGGCAUGUCAAAUUCUGGAAGAAAAACGAGGAGGAAGGGAUUGAAUUUGUCAAGCAUUUUAGAAGCCACCUAGGAAAUAUCGAGGACCUCGGGAUGAGUGACAAUGGAGAGUUAUGCUGUUCUAUAUCAGACGACAAAUCAGCCAAGAUUUUCGAUGUCGUUAAUUUUGAUAUGAUCACCAUGAUCAAGUUGACCUUUGCCCCCUUGGCUUGUGGCUGGCUCUACAGAUCAGGGGAUAUUAUUCCUGCAUUAGCAAUCUCCGAAAAAGAGAAUCCCACAAUACAUAUAUUUGAUGGAAGGGGGAGUCAUGAGAGCAUUCACAAGAUGGAGAAACUUCACUCCAAGCCUGUCACCCUGAUUAAGUACAAUGCUGUGUUUGAGACAGUGGUGUCUGUUGAUACGGGUGGUAUGGUGGAGUGCUGGUCGGGACCUAAGAUGGAUUAUGCAUUUCCCAAGAAAUUGAUGUGGAAGUAUAAAACAGACACAGACCUCUAUGAAUUUGUGAAGUGUAAAACGCUACCAACAGGACUUGCCUUCUCAAAUGAUGGUAAACAAAUGGCCACCAUAGCUAAAGACAGAAAGAUUCGAGUGUUCAAGUUUUUAACAGGAAAGCUCACCAAGGUUUUAGACGAAUCUCUUCAACAGUUUACUGAACUCCAACAAAUGAAACAGCAACUUCCAAACAUGGAGUUUGGCAGACGAUUGGCAGCUGAGAGGGACCUGGAGAAGUCGGAACAAUUCAACAGAUGCAAUAUCGGUCUAAAUUUGGCGAUUUGCUGGCUCAAAGUUUUUGAUGACAGUGGACAUUUUGUUUUGUAUGCCACAUUGUUGGGAAUCAAAAUCAUAAACCUUUACACCAAUCGCUGUGUCCGGACUUUAGGAAAACCUGAGAAUGCCCGGUUCCUUCACCUGAGUCUGUUCCAGGGGACGGGGAAGAAGCAGAAGGCGGCGGUGGAUGUUGAGAUGGUGGCGUCCGAUAACCCCCUCCUACAGAAUGUCCUGUUCGACCCAAUCCUGUUCUGUACAGCUUUUAAGAAGAACCGCUUUUACAUGUUCACACGCAGGGAGCCAGAAGACACAAAAAGUGCCGAUGCAGAGAGAGAUGUUUUCAAUGAGAAGCCCUCGAAGGAAGACAUCGUAGCAGCUACACAGGAUGCCUCUUACACACGAGUGUCCGAGUCUUCGGUAAUCCACACAACAAUGGGAGACAUCCACAUCAAACUUUUCGCCAAAGAGUGUCCCAAAACAGUGGAAAACUUCUGUGUUCACUCCAAGAAUGGCUACUACAACUCCCAUGUCUUCCACAGAGUCAUAAAAGGCUUCAUGAUACAAACUGGAGAUCCUUUAGGUAAUGGUACUGGCGGGGAAUCAAUAUGGGGCGGAGAAUUCGAAGACGAAUUUCACCCAAACUUGAGACACGACCGACCCUAUACACUGAGCAUGGCCAAUGCAGGACCCAACACAAACGGGUCGCAGUUCUUUGUCACAGUGGUGCCGACUCCUUGGUUGGACAAUAAACACACAGUAUUUGGUCGAAUUACAAAGGGAAUGGAAGUGUGCCAAGCCAUUAGUAAUGUCAAGGCCAACCCUAAAACCGACAAGCCGUAUGAUGAUGUGCGGAUUAUAAACAUCUCAUUAAAAUAAAAAUAUCUCUGAAAA
Messenger RNA from Ostrea edulis (European flat oyster), 1947 nucleotides. Its product is annotated as peptidylprolyl isomerase domain and WD repeat-containing protein 1-like. NCBI's taxonomy places the organism in Eukaryota, Metazoa, Mollusca, Bivalvia, Ostreida, Ostreidae. Gene Ontology annotation, biological process: protein peptidyl-prolyl isomerization. Gene Ontology annotation, molecular function: protein binding; peptidyl-prolyl cis-trans isomerase activity. The coding region runs from base 52 to 1932 and encodes 626 amino acids. The transcript has 18 exons. The record is from RefSeq and is a predicted model, not a curated record.